Meloidogyne enterolobii is the source of this 499-nucleotide messenger RNA. The record is from the annotation of a GenBank genome assembly. Lineage: Eukaryota; Metazoa; Nematoda; Chromadorea; Rhabditida; Meloidogynidae.
AAAUAUGGGAUUUGCUUAUUUAAAAACACUUCAUGGUAUUUUGAGUGUUCUUCAAGUGUUUUUGGGUUUAAUUGCUCUAUUGGCUGGUUAUUUACUUUGGGAUGACACAAACGAUGAACUUUAUUGGCUUUUUUAUAUGGGACAAAAGCCUCUAGCAACCGUUGUUUUAGUUAUUUUGUCAUUAAGUUGGUUAUAUGGAUUGGGAAUAUUAUUUCAACAAUUAUUUGUUAAUGAUUUACUUGAAAAAAUUGGAAAACCAAAGUUACUUUUUAUGCAUUUAUUAAAUGGAUUACUUAUUUCUGGCAUAGCAAUAAUUGAAAGUUUGUAUUUAAAUCAAGAAAUUGGUGGACAUAAAGGAGGAGGAGAUACUCCUCAUCCGUCUCCAGAGCCUGGGGCUCUUUCACUAAAUUAUUUACCGCGAUUAAUUGUUGUGACGGUUUGUUGUUGGGUUAUUGUGGCAAGUUAUAUUGGCCAAUUUAUUUAUGUAUUACUUCAAUAA